AAAUAAAGGCGAUUCCGGCAGACAAAAAUGUGUGGGGCUUUCACUGAUAUAAGCAGUUAUUAUUGAAUCUCUUUCACUUGCUCAAAGAUAAUCUAAAAAGUUGGGAGCUCGGUCUAGAGGAGAAGCCAGCCUUGUGCACUCAAAUCAAAAUUUCUGAAUAAUAAGGCACAAUUUCGAAAGACAAGGGCCAGCUGGGCAUACAACAACGUCUUAGGUUUAGAGAAAUGCAAGCUGUCAUUAUGAUAUCUCUUUCAGUCACUCAAUCUUAGUGCAAAAAGAGGGUCCGAGAGACCGGUGUUUUGAGGGGCUCGGACCGGCGCGUCGUCUGCCCGCGGAAAUGCAGAACCCGGAAUGCUUAGUGAUUACGUCUGAGAUUAUGCGUCUCUUCCGAAGACUGUGCAACAUCAAUAAAGCAGUUAUCGCGCAGUUCCUCCCUUCAGCAUUUGAAGUUGCACAGAAUGUUAAUAGAUCUGACUGCAAGGUGUAUUUAACCGUGAGGAAUAUUUUAAACAUGAAGAAACAACUGUCCGUCUCAGAUUGGAGGAAGCUGAGUAAGGUUUGCUCUGAGCGAGGAUUUGGAUAUCAAGCAUUCGUUGCCUUAGUUUCUAAAGAUCCUGGUUUGUCAGAGUUAAAAAUAUUAUUUGCUGCUCUUCAUCAAGAGAACUUCCUCUCUCUGAUUUUGAAAGCUCAGACAUUACAAGUGUUUAAAAUGUAUGAAGCUGACUGUACAGCAGAUGACCACAAAUUUAUUUUAGAUACUGUUGAUGAAGUUACAAACAAGUUCCAAGUACUAACGCCACAUAUAGUAAAGCCACUCCUUUUUGGAGUAGGGGUUACUUCAUCGUGGAAAGAAAAAUGUGAACUUUUGGGAUCAAUGUUGAGCACGCAUGAUGCCUGUGUGCCUGAAUUAUCAGCCCUUGCGGCUUUCCGGCAUGGUGACUUUGAUUAUGCAUGGGAUCAGCUGAGGAAGGCUGCAGCAUUCUUAGGAGGAACUAAUUGUUGCCCUGAGUUGUUUCAUGGUAUAGUUGAAAGCCACAUUCUCUAUCCAAAUGAGGGACUACUGUCAAAGCUGUUUGAUUUCAUUCAAGAGUUCUCCCUCAGUCUUCCUGUUAGUGUAGCAGAAGAAAUUGAUAGUAUAUUAAAUAAAGAUGUCAAAACAGUUUCCCGAUUUUCCACUGUUGGGCUGAGCGGUCACUGUAGCUGCUGUAAAAGGAAACUCAAGAAAAUUCCACUGACUAGUGAAGAGAAAGAUAGUUUGUUGAAAAGUGUUGAAAAAAGAUUUGAGGUGAAUUGCAAAUUUACAACUUAUGAAGCAGGUGAGCUUCACGAAUUCAAAAUGUUUUUGAAGAUGUCUCCUCCUUUCACGGUUGUUAUCGAUGGUGCAAACCUGUUCUUCAGAACUAAGUCCAGUUCAAAUCCUUUCGCCAUUGCCAAGAAAACAGUAAAGGAUCUUGAGGAUCGUGGCCACAAAAUAUUACUCCUUGGUAGGAAUCAUAUGAGAGGCAAAACAGGCUUCACAUCCGUUUUCAAGAACCACAUAACAUAUUUUGUCAGAGACCGCUCAGUGGAUGAUGCCUAUAUAAUUUAUGCAGCGGUUUCCGGAGGCCCUAAUACCCUUCUUGUUUCAAAUGACUUUUAUGGAACUUACUACGCACGCAUGCCCCAAGAAUCCCGUGCUGCUUUUAGGAAGUGGCAGCUUAGUCAUCAAGUUGUGGGCACUGGAUAUCUAGCCGCAAAUUUGGUACUUCCAGAGUUUUCUCCAAUUUGCCAGAAGUCAGAGGACGGCUCUGCACUCCAUAUUCCUAUAGUGCCAAAUAGUUCUAGAAAUUCAUUUUCACCAUCAGGUUGGCUCUGCAUUCAACGUAAUGUGACAAAGGAACAAAAGAGUAAAUCCAGUACAUUAUGGCCAGUGAGGAAAUUUGAUGUUGAAGAUGUAGAUCGACACUUUGCCUUCAGAAACCAUGCCAUUCAAGUCAGAGAGAAGAUUGAAUCCAGCAAAAACAAUACUAAAUCUGUCAAAAAUCUAAUAAAUGUGAAUUGAUUGUGUCUUC
This is a messenger RNA of Thrips palmi, 2051 nucleotides long. Its product is annotated as mitochondrial ribonuclease P catalytic subunit-like. The record is from RefSeq and is a predicted model, not a curated record. Lineage: Eukaryota; Metazoa; Arthropoda; Insecta; Thysanoptera; Thripidae. Gene Ontology annotation, cellular component: mitochondrial ribonuclease P complex. Gene Ontology annotation, biological process: mitochondrial tRNA 5'-end processing; tRNA 5'-leader removal. Bases 338 to 2041 code for a protein of 567 amino acids. Gene Ontology annotation, molecular function: ribonuclease P activity. The transcript is spliced from 8 exons.